Messenger RNA from Actinia tenebrosa (Australian red waratah sea anemone), 4136 nucleotides. RefSeq names its product fibroblast growth factor receptor 2. Gene Ontology annotation, cellular component: signaling receptor complex; plasma membrane. Gene Ontology annotation, biological process: positive regulation of kinase activity; cell surface receptor protein tyrosine kinase signaling pathway; multicellular organism development. Gene Ontology annotation, molecular function: transmembrane receptor protein tyrosine kinase activity; ATP binding. The record is from RefSeq and is a predicted model, not a curated record. NCBI's taxonomy places the organism in Eukaryota, Metazoa, Cnidaria, Anthozoa, Actiniaria, Actiniidae.
GAAGUGGACCUUAUUUUAUUAUAACCAACGUUUCUUGUUCUGCCGAUUUGUCGUACUGUGAUCUUAGAACUGAGCGAUAUAGUAUAUUUAGCACUUCAUGAAAAAUUUCUGAAGGCAAUUUGAGAUUAAACUUCCCGGCUAUCGUCGGAGGAUUUGAUGCCGGCUCUUUUUCAGUCCUGACGUAUGAUUUCACUGCGCAGAAACGUUUUGCGUGGUACGUGACUGGUCUGAAAACAAAUGUAAGUCGGUUAUUUUUCUACAGAACUGAAGCGAAUCGCUAAACUCAGUAAUCGCAUCCUUUCUGGUCAGCUGGUUCUGAUAGAUAGGACUCCUGUGGUUUAAUUAGCAGUGACUUGUCCGAUACCAAUAUUUGAAAUUACAAGGGCUAACUCGUUCUGUGCACGGAAGGAACAGGACGCAUAGAUCAUGGGCACUCCGACUAAAAGAUCACUGUUGAUGAUAAACUGUUUAUUCGCACUGGAGCUAUUGAUGCUCAACAGCAUUGGGACAUGCACUGCUGGCGAUAGUAAACUUAAAGUUUGCGUCGACGACUUCAAGACUUGCAUAAAUCAGCCACAAUUUAAAAAAUGUACGCAAAGUUUCCUAAUACCAAAGGUAAACAUGUCAAUUGUUUCAAGGAAUGGUCAGUCAGUUCGCUUCCGAUGCCUGGACUUCAGCAACAUCAAUACCUUACUUUUUGUGCCGUCAUUCACUUGGAUAAAAUCCAACCACACCAAAGAACAAUUGGAUAUUGAUAAUAACGCUUUUGAACACAUCCAUAGCCAUGGAAAAAAAUACUUUUUUAAGAGCAGCCAGAUUCGGCAAGACUUACAAGUGCAAUGGCUGACAGUCGAAAACGUGACUGCCUCGGAUUAUGGAUUGUAUACCUGUGUUGUUUGUACCAAGUAUGGACGACAUUAUCAAAGUGUUCUGUUUGAGCCUCUUCAACAAGACAAAAUAUUUACACAAAGUCUUCAAACCCCAAGACCAGUUUCGAAUCCAGCAGUGCCAACCAGUGACCUGACAACACCUACACCUACAUUCGCCCGUCAGAAACACCUGCAUUACCACCAAGGCACUACCAUAGCCUUAUUUGUGGUCGGGUCACUUCUUUUCAUCGUUGUCUUACUGGGAGUCUUAUAUGUACUGCGCAAAAAGAUCUUUAAAGCGUUCUAUUCAUCAGAGCUAACCUAUCCUGGAGCUUCUCAGUUCGUGGAAAUUGGAGUUCCUUCUCAGCGGGGUUCAUUUUGUGAUAGCGAAGCAAAUCGAAAGCUUAGCGCGGCGACCUCGAUUGCAAGUCAUAGAAAUUCAACAAGUUCUACAGCUCCAUUGAUGAAACCUCGUCAUAGCAGCGCUCGUGCACCAAACUCUGGCCAGAGCCAGAUGACAUACAUAUCCGAAGUAGAUGGUACAGAAGUAGCAGACGUCUUCGAAGUGGAAGCUGAUGAAUCCUGGGAAAUCCCUCGAGAACACAUGGUGCUUGAAGAAACAAUAGGCGAAGGAGCAUUUGGGACAGUUAUGAAGGCAACAGCCUACGGUCUAUCGGGGAAGCCAUCAAAGUAUACGGUUGCAGUCAAGACUCUCAGAGAUGACGCAAAGAAUCAAGAACUCAUCGAUUUUAUUGCUGAAAUCGAAACCAUGAAAAACAUCGGACAUCACAAGAAUAUUAUCAAUAUGAUUGGAACAUGCACUACGGAAGGACCAAUACUACUGGUUGUUGAACAUGCUUUCCAUGGGAACCUCAGAGACUUCUUGCGCAAUCACAGAUGUCCAAGCACAACCACUGACAUCCACUUUAAUAACAACCCUCACAAACAGCUUGAAGACGCACCUCUGACCAUUGGAGACUUGAUCUCAUUCUCGUAUCAAUCUGCUAAAGGAAUGGAAUAUCUUGCGUCAAAAAAGUGCAUUCACAGAGACCUCGCUGCGCGCAACGUUUUGGUAGCGGAAGACUACGUCAUAAAAAUAGCUGAUUUUGGAUUAUCAAGAAACCUAAACGACGCAGAUUAUUACAGAAAAACGACAAACGGCCGACUUCCCAUCAUGUGGCUGUCUAUAGAAGCUUUGUUUGAUCAAAAGUACACCCUCAUGAGCGAUGUAUGGUCAUUUGGUGUGUUGCUGUGGGAAAUCUUUACUUUAGGAAGUACACCAUACCCUGGGAUAUCACCUGAAACAAUUUUUACUCUACUGAAAUCAGGCUACAGAAUGGCAUCGCCACAGAACUGCUUGCCAGAAAUUUAUGCACUGAUGUUAAGAUGUUGGAGUGAGAAGGUGACUGACAGGCCAAUAAUGGAGGAAAUAGCAAAAGAGCUUGACUACUUUUUGGCCUCGUCUACAAGUGUGGAUUAUCUUGAUAUAAUAGCUCAGUCAAUGGACGACUUGUCACCAAAUAACAGUGAAGAGAAGAUACAAAAUAUAAAUACUGAUGAGACAAAUGUCUAGAGCAAUAUGAUUCAGACUAGUAAGCUAAACUUACUUCAAGCAUUAACGAGAUUACUAUGAGCAGAAAAUGUCUAGAACUUAGGCUGGCAGACGGUCUUAAACAGAGUUAAUGCAAGUUACUUGUAGUUUAAUAUGUGCCACAACUCUGGUUAACCUGAUAUAUAGUGACGUCAGAGAAAACAUUGGUGUACUUAUUCUGCUGUCAUUGGAGGUUGUAUAUAAAAUGAAGGGAAUAGUUUGAUACUGUUAUUACUCGAUCACUUUUCAUGAACUCAGACGAAACGACUAUAAUAGUGUAGUUUGAAAAAAGAUUAUACAAAUUUAUUUAUAUAGUGUGCAUUAUCUGUAUAGUAAGUUUAUAACAAACAAAUGCAAUUAAGCAUUUAUACAAAGAGUCAUACAAAGCACUUGGGUAUUGACAGAACACUUGAGAAGUGUAGAGAAGUGAUGAGAAGCACUCUGCUACGCAUCUUGCUUCUCCUAACAUUUUUUCAUGUUCUGCCAACCCAGCAUGCUAUAUAAUUGCACACAGCACACACAUACAUUUUCUAUUAAUUUAUUAAUGAUUGAUUGACCUAGCCAACAAUGAGAAAAAAAGUUACAGCUGAUUUCACAUAAUUGCUUGAUGUUAUUAAAAUCUAUAUCUUUAUGACAGUUUAUCCUAAAAUUGCAAACUGAUAAAACAGAACUAAUAUAUAUACAUAUAUUAUAUACAUGAAUAUAUAAUCGUACUAAAAUGUAAAAUGGUAACCGUCAAGUAAUGGAUCAAGUUAUGAAAAAAGUAAAAAUAUAGAAAUAAAUAUUAAAAAAUCUACAAUCUUAUUUGGAACAGCUAAUUUUCAUUCUUUUUGACCCCAUGAUUUGACUUGAUUUGAUGUAAUGAUUUGAUUUGAUGUAAUAAUUUUAUGUAAUGAUAAAAUUCAUAAAUUUAAAGUAAUAUAUAUAGUAUGGAGAUUACUUAUCAAACGUCUAGGUUAGUUCCUUUGUGUUUUACUAACAUUUUCAAGAUGAAUCUGGCAAAGUGAAUCUGGCCAAGAAAAUCCAUCUUAAAGUUUAUGCAAAUGAACAGGUAGACUAAGGAUUCUGUAUCUGAUUUACAAAACUCUUCACUGUCGUGAUUUCUGUUGUGUUUUGAAUUAUUAUGUAUCAUGAAUUAUUAAUGAGUUUAAUAACUAUUAUAAAAAACAUUUUGUAGGGAGCAUGCAUGCAAGUAUAAAAAACAUUCAUGAAAUAAUAAUAAUUUAUAUGAUUAUUUAUAGUUGACAAUUUGUAUAAAAACAAUAUUUUGUUGUCUUGAUAUACACUCAAUUGGAGAAUUGUUGUCAGGUUCAGAAACAUAUAACUUAGAAGCUGAGACCGAAAUGGCACAUGGGGAGUAAAUAAGCAGUUUCGUCUACGUUGCAACCUAUAAAAAUGUGAAGUCCGAACGGCUCUCAAACGCAGGUCUUCUUAAUGCGCGUUUGGCAUUCUAAACUGACUGCAUGGAUGGUGCAAAUGAAUAAGAUUAUAAUAUAAUUAUGUCAUUUCCCAUGUGCCAUUUCGGUCUCAGCUUUUAUAUUCUAGGUUUCUGAACCCAACAACGAUUCUUCAAUUGAGUGUAAACAUUUUAUAUUUAUGAUAAAUGAUGUGUAUUAAUUGAAACUAACAUAGACUAAUAGGUGAAUAAUAAAGUUUCUUUUUAUGGUAAUAAAAAA